AAAAGACUUCACUAUUCUCUGUAGGCCUAAUUCACUAUUCUCUGUAGUUCACUAUUCUCUGUAGUUCACUAUUCUCUGUAGUUCACUAUUCUCUGUAGUUCACUAUUCUCUGUAGUUCCCCAAUAAGUGUAGUUCUUUCUUCAAUGGCAAGUGACAAAGUAAAUAAUGCCGAUUGUGCAAGAGCUAAUGUGGCAGCUUGGGAAUUAAGUAGGCGGUUGUUGCCAACUCAUAUGUCUAAAUUUCCUUUUGUUAUUGUAGGCAGAUUAUGAAACAAUAAACCAGCCGUUUUAAUCUCGGCGAGCUCUUUCUCCACACACCACCCCCCUCCAACUCUCUCAGCCGUUUCGUUUCGUUUAUUUGUUUAAAAGUAUUUUUCAUUGACUUAACUUCAAGGGCAUUUAAUUGUUUGAUUUAUAAGUUUCAGACGUGUCUUCGGAAAUAAAGAUUACUAAGUCCUAGCCCUAAAACUCAUGCUUAUUGGCAGUGGAUGACGGCGUACAGGGUUCGAACCAUUGUUAUGACAGCCGAAACAUAUGUCACACGGUCAGGCAGCAUUUCAUAUUUUUUUUUACUGGAUGAGGUGCGAGAGUAAAUAGGUCAGUGAUGCGUGGCUCUGUGAUGGGCAUUCCAUAUUCGGCCGUUGCUUUGGCUUUAUGGUAGAGCACGUAGGUGUCGGGCAGAGGGUCUAUGGUUCGAGUUUUGGUGAAGCUUGUAACUUGUUACUUGGCAGUAGACGGCGUAACGGAGUACAAUCAGAUCUGGUGGAUCUAUGACGUCUCGUGAAACUUUGGAUAGAUCCAAAAGUCUAAAAUGUGUUUGUUUCGUUUUAGGCUACAUACAGUUUCCGUUUGAUUUCGCCAUUUUGUUUUAAAUGUUUCGCAUUUUCUUUUACAAUUGAAGAUUAUUACAUCCUAGCGCAAAACUUCCACAGGACAGAUGGGGUGACGCGGUUAGUGUUUGAACCCGGGACCAUUUUAGAUGACAGUCCAGAGCGCAUACCACUCGACCCUAUUUGUUUUGAGGUGGUUGUAUAUUAGAAGUUUAACUUUUCAAAAAUAGAGCCUCCCACGCGAUUUCUCAACCCAACGUUCACUUUUAAGCUGCAUCCUUUGACGAAAUUCUCUAGAACAUACACAAUACACACACCAGAUCCCCUCAACAUAACCUGUCAACCACAUUUUAAAGAAAGAAAAAAAGUAUAAAUAAAAAAUGUCGGUGGAAAAGUGGCCGGGGAGGGGUUGGGAAGGAAUGCUGUAUUGAACAUUUCUUUUCCAGCUGUCGGCUCACUCCGAAUGGCCGGCUGAGAUUGGUAAACUUGCUUCUGUCUGUCAUUUCCUUUAGUUUCCCUCUUCUGGAUAAUUCACUCCUUUUACUAUUGUAUUAACUAAGGUAAACCAAAACAAAAAUCGAUAAUGACGUCAUCAAAAACGUCAUAUUUUUACAUAGUGUCUCAACUUGAAGUAAUUUUAUUUUCGAAUAUUAAAAGCGGGAGGGAAAUAAUCGUUAGCAAUAUGUUGUUAUUCUUCGGCAUUUUCCGUUUGAAGUACUCUCCCCUUGCGAGCAUAUAGAUCUCUACAGUUUGUGUAACUGGAGAACUGAAAGCUUUCCAACAUUAGGAGUUUGUAUUGUGUGCUUGGGCUGCGUCAGGGAAGGAUUAAAAUUAUUGGCUUUCUGUGGGCUGAUUAUUCUUUCUCUUCUUUCUUGAAAUGGAUCAUGACCAAAACCAUCUCGAUAUCGGAAAUUCUCAUUUGGUUUCAGUGUUUGGCGUACUGAGUAAGGUUAAACUUGUGAAAUAUGAUAUUAAGUCUCAAUAUUGGUUUGUUUUUUUCUUAUUUUGGCUUUUUUUAAAAAGUGCUCACAGUUUUCUUAGAGAUCGAUAUUAGGCAAAAUUAUUUCAAAUACCUUUUAUAUAACAAAUUAGUAUUAAAUUUAAUCUUAUAAGAAACUUCACAGUUGUUGUGUAAUAUGCAUAACUACACGUAAAUAUCAGCCUACAUUUAUUGCUGUUUGAGUGCCCAGUAUAGUUUAUAUUGGAAUUUUUUCUUUAACUGAAGGAUGAAUAGUUUUGUGGUGAUAAGGUUAUUUUCAAUAAUAAUUACAAAAUCAGACUUUGAGAUUUGCCUUUUACUUUGGAUCUCUUCCUGUUUAAAUUCUAACGAUAUUUUUUUUAAAACCGAAAUGAUUGAAGUAUUUUGUUUUCCUUAGCUCGUUAAAAGUAGUUCUAUGAACAGACAAAGAGCUCUCAAACUUCUCCUGAGUUAAUGUUCCAAUGCUAUGUGUCUUCCUUCCGUUCACGUUACAACAGAAGAUAUAGAGCUACGGGUAGACUUGAAUUAGAUUAAACAAUGCGCAUAGUGACUAAGUUCCUUGAGCAACUUUAAAUUUACAAUGACCUAAAAAUGUUGAGAUAACAUGAAACUGUGUUGUAUUAAUUAAAAGGAAAUAUUUUGAUACACAAGAAGUGCUUUGUGACUAACUGAACGCCUAUAGCUCAACAGGACGUCUAUAGCUUAACUGGACGUCUGUAGUUUAACAGGACGUCUAUUUCUCUCGUGUGUAGUCCAACAGGACGCCUAUAGCUUAAGGAGGUUGUGAUUCACACUGCAUUAUGCUAAUCGAUAUUUUUUUUUAUCAUAAGCUUACUGUGAUAGAAAGCUGGUUUCAGUUUUAAGAAGGAUUGUAUAAAUUUAAAAUAAACACACCAAGAUGGCUGAUAUGUUUACAGUAGAUGAUAUGUCUGCCAUACGAAGCUAUUUUAAGCUUGAAGCAGAUGAGAACCUCAUAACGAAAUCGAGGUUCUCAGAACUGUUUGCUGAUUUGACGAUGACCAAAGAGGAGCUUGGGGCUAUCUUUGAGGCCUUGGACACUGAUGGAGAUGAACUGAUUACCUUGGAUGACCUCCUGAAGCACUACAAUAAGCCGUCCGCAGCGUCUCCCACAGCGAAGGAGGCGAAGAUGAACCACAAUUGGCAGCAACACAACCACAGUAUUCACGUGGUGGAUUACAGUACGACGGACAAAUAUGGCGGGGAAGAGAUGCUCUUUUCUGAGUCCAAUGGCACAGACUUCCCCAGCCGGAAUCCCACGAACUCUCUAAGCCCGCUUGGUAACAAACCUUUGCGUAGACCGCGAACUCUUGGCGCGCGGCGCAGCAGACGCUGCAUAACCGAUGCCAACAGAGAACUGAGCAGCGAGACAAGCAUGUCGGACGGCAUGGGGGAGGACAGCGAGCUGGACAGCCUCUCUCCAAUCAAAAACAGCCCGUCAGACGGGAUGGUCAGGAGCGGGAGUCUGACUGCCAGAGUCGGCUCCUCUCUGGCCAGAGAUUCCAUAUCGCCGAGCGGGCGACAAGGAAGAUUGACCAAAUCUGACCAAUCGGGAAGCGAGGAAGAUUUUUCCAUGAGCAGUGACAAUGGGUGGGCGGACACUCAAAACAAACGUGAAAGCCCUAGCAGAACACCUGUCAGAAGACAAAACCUGGUCCCGGAAAGUGGUCGAGCAGAGACCCCAGUAGCAGAAAUAGGUCUUUUAUCCCCGUACAGUCAAGAGCAAGUUUGUGAACUUUACCAGAACCUCCACAGUGUAGAUAAACCAGAACUUGUUUCACAAUUUGAAAGUAUUUUACUGAAUGUUAUUAAUGAUGUGCGGCAGUAUCAGCUGGAAAAUGAAAGACUUGAGAAAACAUACAGAAGAGAAAAAGAUGAACAUGAUAAACAUUUGCGGAGACUUGAAGAGGAAAUGGAACAACAAGUUCAGAGCAUUGAGGAAAGGGUCAGGAAACAGGAAAAAGAAAGGCUGGAAUCAGAAAAAAUAGAGCUAAGAAAUCAACUCGAUGCAGAAAUCAUCAUGCUCCAACAGAAUCUCAAAAAAUUACAACGGGAAGGAGAAAACAGACUUGACAAAGGUCAGGAGGAACACUUACUCAACUUGAAGAAAAGAUUGGAAGAAAUUGGCUCUGAAAACCGAAUGCUGAAGUCUGAACUCACAGACGCACAGACUAAUUUGGCACUAAUCAGGAGUCAAAUGACCACAGUCAAACAACAACUGGAUGAGAAAAACUAUGAGCUUGAGAUUGGUAGUAAAACGCUUGAAGACUACUUAAAUGAGACAGAGAAGUUGAAACGGCAGCUCCAGAUGCUCUAUGAAGCCAACAAAACUUUAUUGGAUACCAAUGAUAAUCUAAGAGAAAUGUUAGACUCGGUGCCAAAUGGGUCCCCUGGAUUUAAGAGGACAGCUUCAACGGAUUUUGAGCUGGGGGCAUUGUAUAAAUCAGGAGCUAGUGCUAAAAGUAAUAGAAGUUUGUCACCUAAUUUCCCAAGGAAAGGCUCUGUCAUGAGUGACUAUGUUGAGGUUCAUCCAGGUAAUCGUCCCCUAUUAGAGUCCGGAAUGAUGCCAAGGUUUCUGAGUGAGAGCUGCGAGGAUGACAACAUUGCUGAGGAUCUAGGUGACCAUCCUGUUUUACUCUCUCCUGACAGUGGACAUUCAACAAUGAGAGACAUGAAUGACGUCAAUGACGACACAGAACUUGACAGUGUCAGUGUACAGAGUGACAUGAGAAGAAGUCGCAGACACAAAAGGCUUCGAACUGGCAUGCGAGUUCAAGAAGAAGAACCUGAUUCCCAUGAUGAAGAGUCUGAUACUGAAGUGACCAGGCCAGGCAGUCUGGAAACAUUUCGUUUGCCCAAUGACCACAAAAGAUCACCCUCUGUGGGCAGCAGGGGUUCUAACCGCAGCCAAAAAUCCCUGAACAGAGACGAAUCAAUAUUGAGUCAGUCCUCCAAGUCUAGUCGAGGCUCAUCUCGGCGCCAACUUCCUGCUGUUCCAAUUAAAGAUUUCACAUCACCAACCAAGGUAUCCAAAGAGCCAGAACGCAUGUACAAGAUUGUUCUUGCUGGAGAUGCUGCUGUUGGCAAGUCCAGCUUCAUUGUCAGGCUGUGCAAAGGAAAAUUUGUCCCUAAUCUCAGUUCUACUCUAGGGGUUGACUUUCAAACAAAAAUGUUGGAUAUAGAUGGACAGCCCACAGCUUUGCAACUCUGGGACACAGCAGGACAAGAAAGAUUUCGAAGUGUUGCAAGGACUUACUUUCGCCGAGCUGAUGGUGUGUUGUUACUUUAUGAUGUCACCUAUGAAAGAUCUUUUCUCAACCUUAGAGACUGGGUAGAUGCUAUAGAGACCAAUAGUCAGGAAGGAGCUUUGAAGAAGAUCCCCAUCAUGCUUGUUGGCAAUAAAAUAGAUGCUAGGCCUGAACUAGAACACCAGGGUAGGAGAGUGGUAAAACAUGAUGAUGGAGUCAGACUUAGUCGGGAAAUUGAUGCUUUGUUUAUUGAGACCAGUGCUAAGGAUGGAGCAAAUAUUCAUGAAGCUGUUAUUGAGCUAACCAGAUUGUUGCGCACUAAUGAAGAUUUAGAAGUCAAGACAGUUGGCAUGCAGCUACAUGAGAUGAAAGAUAAAAAAUCUGGAUCCUGUUGUAAGCGAUCAUAAACCUAAGACCCGCAGCACUUACAUGGAUUGGUGCAAGGCUAAUCAACAAAUCUAUUUAUUAUACAUGUGAUAAAUUGUGUAAUAGCCUCUCGUCUUUGUAACUCAUGCAAUGGUGAAGGGAGUUUCUUAAUUCACACUUCAUUAUAAUAUUUUUUUACGUUCAUACAAUGUAUAAUGUAUCAGUAUAUUGUAUCAUUCUAGUAGUUGUAAGAAAAAUAUUAUGAAAAAAACAAACCCUAGUUUUUUUUUUGUUUGAUUUUCUGAAACCAUAUAUCCUUCUUCAGGGCACCAUAACUUUAACAUAUUUGGGUUCUGAGGUCAUGGGUAGAGCCAAGCACUGGCCUUGGGUGUAGGUGUAUGGAACUUCUGGACAUAUACUUAGCAGUUGGAUAUCUAGAUUUAGCAGUUGGAUAUCUAGAUUUAGCAGUUGGAUAUCUAAAUUUAGCAUUUGGAUAUCUAGUCCUCUGGCUUAUAGCUUGUAGAUGCUGAGACUACUUGCUUAUAACCAGAGCCUUGAACAGAGCAUAAAAGUGAAGCAAUUUUAAAAGUGUAGCAAUUUUAAAAGACCUAGGGGCACAGUUCAUUGUCUGGCUUGCCACUUCCACUCAGCAGCAUGUGUAUGAUAUGGUAAUUGAUUUAGUUAACCUUGACCUGUGUACCUUUUCAAUAAUGUUAGGUUAAACAUUUUCUGUUUUCAUGUGUAAAUAUUGCAUAUAUCAUGUAAAUAUUUAUGAAUGACAUAUAAUGUAACUGGUACAAAUAUUAAAUGUAUGUGAUAUUGUUAUAAAUAUAUCAACCACAAAGUUGUUUAAUGUUAUUGUCCCAUGUCUAAAUUAUAGUGAAGAUACUGAAAAUUUUACUCUGAACUUUAGAUCAUGCAGAAUUUCUUGAUUGGCACAGCUCUAACUAGGUACCUUAUACUGUUUGGGGAGAAGUAUGACUGUUAGGUACUACAACCCACAUAAACCCUGCUUAACCAUUAACCACUGUAACAGGUCAACUUGAUCUGCCUAUUGAAUCAUAUCACUCCAGGGAAACUUUUUGGGUAUAAAUAAGUCUUCAUUUAACUCCCUACUUAACAUGUUACUAAUCUUGCUUCCAAAACUAAAAAAUUAUUUUUGAUUAUUUAAAAAAAAAAGAAAGAAGUGCUGUGAAUUAUUUAUUUUAUUCAAAUUUGUAAAUACAUUCAAUUGAUUUAAGGUAGAAAUACUCCAUGGAUAUAGAUAUAAAUUAAAAUUUUGUGCACAUAUUAAGUUUAGCUUACAUGACUUUAUCUGUGCCUUAAGUAUUGACCGCCUUCUGUCAUACGAAUCUUGUUUAUCUCCUAGAGCACUUCUUAUUGUUGUGGUGCCCUUUUCUGGAAAAACAUUCCUACCUACAAACACCACAGGUAAAGGUGGCACCUGCUUGAGUAUUAAGAGGUUCCAGUCUUUCUCAUUUUUGUUUCAAGCCUUAGGUCUUUGUGCCUUGCGUAAGUUGGUAAUAAUGCUUCCUAACUGAACAUUCAGAUGUGUACACAAUCAUGUUGUUUUCAAAUUGUUGCCCACUUGAUGGCUGUGGUACUAUUGACUUGUAUAUUACUAUAUGUUAUAGUGAUGGAUUGAAUCUAAAUAAGGAAAUGUAUUUUUUUGUGAUUUAAUUUACACUUUCUAUUGUCUAUUUGUUAAUAUCUCCAAAGAAUAUCUAUAGCGUCUAUGACACAGUUUUAUUUACUGUUAUAUAUUGUUUUCAAGAGAAUAUCAAUAACUCUUAUGUAAGCAUGCAAUAUUUAUUAUAUAUUUCUUUUUCUAAGAAAGAGAAUCCAGUGCUUAGAGCUGGUUCUAAUUGUCUGGUCUGCUUACAUAAUGGAGACAUGUAAAACUGGGCAAAUCUGCAGUGGGAUUUACAGUUAACAUGGUUGCAAGUGUAAUAUGUAGGCCUAUGUUAGCUAUAUCCCAUUCAGGGUGAGCUGGUUGUUAGAGAUAAAACGUAUUCAACACAAUUACACUUGCUUACUUCAAGUUUUAACAAAUGUUGAGGAUUCAGUGAUUGCUCUGCUUAAACAAAAAACAUUUUUACAAUUUCAAACUGAGGCUCUCAUGCAUUUGGAAAUAUUUGCAUUUUUAGACUGCUAAUCUAUUUGAUAACAAAUAUGAUUAUUUGUAUUUUUGCUUGUUUUUUUUUUCCAUGACAUUAUGUUUUGACUGUAUUGAAAACAUUAAGGAAUAUAUAGUGCAUGCUGUAAUGCUGACACUAGUCUUCCCACAAAGCCUUGUAAGACUUCUACAUUUCAGUUAUUAGUCUAAGAAGUUAUAUUUUAUAUACAUAUAUAAAUUAAUGAAAGAUGCUUCUACAAAUGAAAAAAUUUGUGAUUGUAUGUAAUAGCAGAUGUUAUUAUUAGUCCCAUCAUUUGAAAGUCUCAUGUUGAAUAGAAUUAGCCCAUCAUGCAAAGAAUCUCUCAAUAAACUCUUUUGUUGGAUGAAACUUGUGACAUUGAUAAGUUUACCCCCCAUUGACUCUCAUUCAAGUUAUAGUCAGUGUGGAUAGACUUAGAAUUAUCUGGAUUUAAAUUAUGAAUAUUUGUUGGGUUUUUUGUUGUUGUUUUUUUUUCAGUUUUUUUUUUUCAGUUUCUAUGUAACCAGUAUACUAACACAAAUAUUGAGAACGCAGUAUAUAAUAUGUGUUUUUAGGUAUUUGAAUAAUUGAUAAUUUGCUUUUGUUGUCAAGAAAUUUAAAAUUUGAAAAAAAAUUCUUUGAAUAGUUUAUAUAGUUUCUCUGGCAUUUAUACUCAUAGAAAGAAGAUUAUAUGGACAAACAUAUUUCUUUGUUUGAGAGGAUGGUUGAAGCAUGAAUACUAUGUCAACAGUCCAAAAUGCUGAUUGUGCAUCCUGGUAUGCAAUGUCUCAUCUAUUGGGAACUCUUAAACACACUGAAUUUAUGAUUAAUUGAAUUGAAUACGAAAAUAAAUAUUUAAGAUCUAUGAAGAAAAGUGGAAAUGUAAUCCUUUAGUCAUAUUUGAUUCAUUCAUUUAGAUUACAGUAAUGCUGUGUCAUGUUGCAUAUUGUUUGUUUUUUACACUUGGAUCAUAUUAAAUGUCUUCAUCAAAAACUGUCUCAUUACUAGUUGAAAAAACUAAGUGUGCCUUUAAUACUCUGGACAUUCUUCAGUGUCACUUCCUUAGCAGGACUUCCAGUUUUGUACUUUUCUUUUAGAAACUUGAUGCAUUCUUUGUAAUCCUGUUUGUCUUGUCCUAUCAUUAAUAAGUCUUGUGUUUAAACAUGUACAUGUAAUUGAAAUGUUAACUUUUGUCUGGUCCUUGAAAGACAUUCAAAAGGCUAUCAACAUAUCAAGAGAGACAGACUUGCAUGUAAAAAUAACGAAAGUCUUCCUUAUAAAGGCAUUUAACAUAACAAUAGAUACACUUAAUUGUAAUAUUAACUUUGAUCAUUUAAGAGACAUAUAACAUAUCAGUCAAGAGAUUCUAGAUAGUACCAUUCACUUGGUAAAUACAUUGUAUAGUACUUGCUAGGUAUCAAUGAGUAACUCAUGUCCUGCUUUAAACUGGGUUGUCUAGCUAAUCAAUUGUAUUAGCAUUCUGUAAGUGUACUUAGAGUUUUUAUAAGAUAUAGUUAAUAUAUUUUUAUGUACAAUGAUUGUCAAGAUUUGUAAGAAUUGUAUAUUGUCCUAAAUCAGUGGCUAAACUUUGUGCUGGCCACAAGAUACUCCUCCCAUCUCUUCUAUUGAAUUAAACCACUCAAGCUGUAAUACCAAUUUGAGAAGACUCUAUCCUACAGAAGAUCAUCCCUAUAAGAAUGGUAUUUAAUUCAAAGUUGUGUGGAUACUCUAGUCAUUGCAGCAUUCAUGUUUAAUGUUUCCACUGUCAUAUGUCUUUUAUUAAAGCCUUAAAGUACAUGAACUUUUCAUACUGUUUGAUAUAGGGUAUUUUUACAAUGUGUUGUGAAUGUCACUUGAAAUGUAUUUUUUUUCUCUCAACUUUGAUAUUCAUCUUGUCAAUGCUCUUAUUUUUAAUGUGCUGGUCAUGUUAAAAGUAAUUACUUUCAACAUUCCACUCAUUUCUACAUUCUUAUGUUCUCACAUUUCUGGUCCUAAGGCUUUAGAGCAUUUUUUCCCCUAGCUCCAGAAGACACACAAAGAAAAAGAAUGUAUAUAUUUUAUUUAUAAAUUGUAUUUUCCUCAUUUUUUGAAGGAACUUCAGCUUAAGCCAAAAUGACUUCAAGUUCUGAGCAAUUUGAAUUGUCACCCCAGAUAUUGCUUUUUAUCCAGAAGUCCAACAGUUGACAUAUCAUUGAAACAGCAGCCACAUUCCUUUAGAUUUCUGCCAUUAAUCUGUAGUCCCUCUAAUACAUUAAAUACAAACAGUGGCAUCACUAGGGUCAGUGUCCCCGCCCGCUAAACUUUUUUUUUUCAGAAAUAGUGCUAUGUACAUGAUUUUUAACUGUUUUGUAUAACCGAAAAAGUUCUUUCUGAAGAUAGUGUUAGAAUGGCAUCAAGUUCCCUAGCCAUCCUGCUAGGUGGUCUGUUGAAGUGCUGUUAGCUCCUCCAAGCCUUUUCCUUCGUUCUCAGCUUGUGUUGUCUUCAGCGUAUUUUUCUUCCCGUAGUAAGAGGAGCCCAUGCCAACUUUAAAUUAUAAUGAAGUGGGAUGUUCCUAUAAAGAAAUAUUUUCUUGGAAUCUGAACUCACUAUUUAUGCUAGUUUAAAAAAAAAAAAGUUGCUCAAAUGAUGUUUUGUCUUGGAAGACAAGUAUAAAAGUUAGGUCUUUGUAGUACGUUUUUUUUUCUUUGCUGAAGCAUACUGAUUUUUUAAUAGCAACCAAUAAUAAUAAAAUAAAAUACUAAUAAUAAAACCAUUAUGUGAACAUAAUUUGAAGCAUCGUAUAAAUAAAACCCUGUAUCUUAAAACAUUGCAAACUUUUUGAACUAAAUCUUGUAUUAGUUUGUUAGCAAAUAUUGCAUGUUCUAUGAUUGCUGAGGCUAUGUUGCUUGGUAUUUUUUUCUGAAAACCCCCAACCCAUUUUAAGAGACUCAUUGGCUAGUAUUGAAUUAUGCUGAAAACACCUGUAGCCUUUAGUAGCGUUAUUCUCAUUCUUGAGUUCAAGUUUAAAUCAUUUUUAAAAAUCUAGACCAAUGGUUCCCAGGUGUUCUUAGCCACUGUACCAUUAAAAAUAUUUCAAGCAACGUACAUUUUUUAAAAGAAAAGUUUCUUAACUGUGAUUUCUAUUACUAACCACUCAUUGUAAUCAGCUUUAAUUUAUUCUGUUUUCAUACGCCAUUGACAGUCUAUGCAAAUAUAAUUCUGUUUGUUCUCGUUGUACUAAUUAUCACCAGGGUACAACGCAUGUGGAUUGUAAGAUGAACCACACAUAAAGUGUUCAAUGUCCCUCUGAGCUAAGAGUGCUGAUAAUCAGGUCUCUGAAGUGUACAUGUCUCAACCAUAUCUUUUUAUCUACACAUUAUUAACAUGCAACUGAUUCAUAUUUCAUUAUAUUGAUAAUGUGACAUUUAACUGAUUAAAUAUUGUUUUAAAACAAAAAAAGUGAAUAAACUUAUAAAUAGA
Molecule: messenger RNA, 11034 nt
Organism: Biomphalaria glabrata
Lineage: Eukaryota; Metazoa; Mollusca; Gastropoda; Planorbidae
Product: ras and EF-hand domain-containing protein homolog
Exons: 19
Coding region: 2707-5481 (924 amino acids)
Molecular function (GO): GTPase activity; calcium ion binding; GTP binding
Source: RefSeq, a predicted model, not a curated record